Messenger RNA from Pseudozyma hubeiensis SY62, 1329 nucleotides. Its product is annotated as potential alanine glyoxylate aminotransferase fragment. The transcript has a single exon. NCBI's taxonomy places the organism in Eukaryota, Fungi, Basidiomycota, Ustilaginomycetes, Ustilaginales, Ustilaginaceae. Gene Ontology annotation, cellular component: peroxisome. Gene Ontology annotation, molecular function: L-serine:pyruvate transaminase activity; L-alanine:glyoxylate transaminase activity. Bases 1 to 1329 code for a protein of 442 amino acids. The record is from RefSeq and is a predicted model, not a curated record.
AUGGCCGUCGACAAUACCGAACACACCCGAUCACGGCAACCUUCGACAUCCUCAAAUUUCGCGACGCCCCGCGACACCAUCACAGUAGCACGGACGCGAAUCCAUCAAGUAACACAACACAUCUCCAACAAACUUCCCUCCACACUACGAAAAGACAUGUCGACGCAAGAGUUCAAGCAGGCAGCGCACAAGCUGCUGGUCAUCCCGGGACCCAUCGAGGUCGCCGACGACGUGCUCUUGGCCAACGCUCACCCGGCCAUGUCGCACGUAUCGCCGGACUUCAUCCCCGUCUUCGGUGACUGCAUUCGCAUGCUCCGUGAAGUGCUCUUUGCACCCAACUCGCAGCCCGUCCUCACCGCCGGUUCGGGCACGCUCGGUUGGGACCACGUCGCCGCCAACGUGAUUCAGCCUGGCGAGGAUGCGCUGGUGCUCAACUCGGGCUACUUUGGCGACAGCUUCGCUGAAUGCCUCGAGACCUACGGCGCCAAGGUAGACCAGAUCAAGGCGCCCAUCGGUGCCAAGCCUUCGCUCGCCGAAGUCGAAGAGGCUCUCAAGAAGAAGCAGUACAAGGUGCUCACUUUCACCCAUGUCGACACCUCGACUGGUGUGUUGAGCGAUGCCAAGGGCCUCGGCGAGCUCGUCAAGCGCGUCAGCCCCGAGACCAUCCUGGUGCUCGACGGUGUUUGCAGCGUGGGCAGCGAAGAGAUCCGCAUGGAGGAAUGGGGCAUCGACGUUGUCCUUACCGCUACUCAAAAGGGUCUCGGCUGCCCUCCCGGUCUCAUGGUGCUCGCUGCCAGCAAGAAGGCUAUCGCCGCGUAUGAGAAGCGCACGGUGCCUCCCAACAGCUAUUUUGCCUCUUGGACGAGGUGGUUGCCUGUCAUGAAGGCGUACGAGGCCGGUACAGGAGCCUACUUUGCCACCCCGCCCACCAACCUCAUCUACGCACUCCACCAAAGCUUGACUACGAUCACCAAGUCGUCGCCUUCGCUCGAGGACCGCUUCAAGCAGCACGUGGCUGCUUCGGACCGCGUCAAGGACUUCGUCUCGCAGCUCGGACUCAAGCAGCUCGCUGCUGACGGCAAGAAGGACGGCGCACACGGCAUGACGGCGGUGCGCUACCCAGAGGGCCUCAAGGCCACCGACUUGCUGCCCAAGCUUGUGGCCAAGAACAUCGUCGUGGCCGCCGGCCUGCACAAGCAGGUCAAAGAUGAAUACUUCCGCAUCGGCCACAUGGGCGUCACAGUCGUCAACGAUAAGGAGCGUGGCGACAUCGAGUACCUGCUCACCAGCAUCAAGGAGGCGCUUGCCGAGGCCGGCUACAAACCUUAG